AUGGUUGGCGAGAGUUUGAAACGUUCACACCCUACGUACUCGCCAGAUCUAAAUCCAUCGGGUCGAAAAAUCGCCCGCUGGGAUGAUGCCACAACCUACCAAUCCAUGAGCAACGGCGGUCGAGCCUCGAACUCGAGUUCAAGACGGUCAUCAUUUUCACAGUCCAAACAACCAAACCAACCACUCACACCCGAUAACAUGGAAGCUAUUCCAAAAGUCAUCGAGGCUUUCGUAACGGCCGUCUUCAAACACGCUCAGAGCAGUCAGCAUUGCAAAAACGUUGAAACAGACUACGAGAAUAUGCUUCCGAGACACAAGGACUUUCCUGCUCUUGAAAUCCAGAAAACCACUCGACUAAAUCAGGCUCGAAAAGACCUUGAGACAACCGAGGCCCAGACGGCAGAGGCUACGGCAUUGUUGUUAGACGCUUUCAAGGCACACUUCCAACCAGGUCCGGCACCGCAUCAGCAUCAGGAUUGCGUGUCGCGCUCCGAGUUCAACAGACUAAAAGACCAGUUUCGCGCAAACCGUGCAGACGCGCACGAGAUGGAGCAAUUGCGUGAACAGAACAAUGAGAUGAACAAAGCAUUAAUGAGAGUGGAGAACGAUCUUGACCGCGAGAUGCGAGCUAAUAAACGGCUCGAAAAUCGCCUAGAUGAUCUCGAGAACAUCAGCCGAAGGACGACCAAGACCAUCGAUGCCACAUGCGGGAAAUACAAGUCUUUAGAAGACUUGACGGCUAAGGAUCGACUGAGCUUCAGGACCCGUUGCUCCGCUUUGGAAACCGAGAUCGACAAGAGCAAAACAAGACACAAAGCGUUUGACGACUAUGUCUACAAAAGCAAAGCAAGCCACGAAGAGCAUACUCAAAGUCUUGAGCUCUACAGACAAAAAGUCGAAUCAUUGCAGCAGGAGCUCAAGGAUCAAGCCGUUCACCCAUCUGUUUCGCCAGCCCUCCACCCUCCUGACCCUUUCCUUGGAAACAUCGAGAGUAGACUCAAAGCAGCCGAACAUUCAGUGGCAGAACUCAAAGAAGAUGCUAAGGGAGAGGAUUCGUUGAUCUUCGAACAGCUCGAUGAAUUACGAACAGACUUGGACAAAAUGCACGCCAAGUUGAACGAAUUGCAGACUGCCGUGGAUGAAGUCAAACGAGCAACCUUGGAAAGGGUCCCAGAGGACUUGAAGCCCCAGCUGGACUACAUCAGUAGGACUGUUGAGACACAUAUCGAUCUCCUACAAAGGCAUGAGGUGCGGCUCAAUUCGGUCACCACAGAUGAACUGUAUAGACAGAUGGACUCUCAGUUCCGUCAAGCAUACGGCGUCCCUAAUGAGUUGAGGGGUAUCGUACAACGGCAAAGCAAAGUCGAAGCCAUCUGCAAAACCCACCAUGAGUCUUUCAACAACAUCCAUACAAGGAUUGAAGCAAUGGCUACGGAGCUCAGAGGCAAUUUACUUAUCUUUGCUCAACAGUCAGGGGGUAGCAUGGGUUGA
Molecule: messenger RNA, 1491 nt
Organism: Aureobasidium namibiae CBS 147.97
Lineage: Eukaryota; Fungi; Ascomycota; Dothideomycetes; Dothideales; Saccotheciaceae
Exons: 2
Coding region: 1-1491 (496 amino acids)
Source: RefSeq, a predicted model, not a curated record